Messenger RNA from Microplitis demolitor, 3804 nucleotides. RefSeq names its product apoptotic chromatin condensation inducer in the nucleus (gene Acn). The record is from RefSeq and is a predicted model, not a curated record. Gene Ontology annotation, molecular function: RNA binding. Lineage: Eukaryota; Metazoa; Arthropoda; Insecta; Hymenoptera; Braconidae. Bases 166 to 3069 code for a protein of 967 amino acids. The transcript is spliced from 9 exons.
UCCAUAAUCGUCAUAGUUUCGGGUUAAUUGUCCAAGACAAGCGAAAUUUUAUUCUUAAUUAUUUGAGAAGCGUCUAUCUGUUUAAUAAUAAUUAUUAAAAAUUAUCACUAAAGGCGCAAAACAUAAAAUAUAUUUAUUACUCACAGUCAAUAAACCUUCACAAAUAUGAGGCGCAAAAGUGAGCGAAAUAAAUCAAAAUCGUCGCCAGAAAAAAAAACUGAGAAACCGACACGUAAAUCAACACGUCGACGUGCCAAAAGAUCACCGUCGACAUCACCAGAUCGUGAAAAUAGUAAUGACGUUGAUACAUUAACGAGCAGUGAUAAAGAGUCAACAGUAUCGUCGUACAAAACACGGUUACAUAGCAGUAAUAAAGAUCGUGACAAUGUCGAAACGAUUAUUGAGGAGCCUGAAAAAGUAUCGUCAACGGACAAUAACACGUCAGUUGCCAACAAGCAGCAGCAACAGCAGCAGCAGCAGGAAAAUCAAGAUAUGGAAGACGGUGGCUCGGUUUGGAAAGCAGCCCGCGCUGAUGCAUCACCCGGCGAGAUACCAAAACUUAAAUUAUGCAGACAGAGAAAUUUAUCAGAAACUUCGGACGUGUCGUUGAGCAGGAAAAGAACAAGCAAGUGGCAGGAGAGCGGCAGCGAGGGCGGUAUUGCUGAGGAGGCUGAUUCGGCUGACGAAAAACCAGCGUCGUCGUCGUCGUCUUCACUUAAGAUGAUGACAACGACAACGAAUGUUGGUGAUGAACCGGCUGAUGAUCCCUCGUCAACGAUCCCUGGUCGGGACUCCGGCGAAGAGGUAAGUGAUUGCAAGGAGUUCCCGUCCGAAAAUGCUUCAGCGGAAUUGUCUGAUGAUAAACAAAACAUAGAUAGACCACCGUGUGGUGACACGAUUGAUGAUGAGACCAAUGAUUCCUCUACGAAUACCAGCUGCAUCAAUACCGACACCAAUCUCAAUGAUGUCAAGGUUCCUGUUGAUGAUUCUAAACCGGAUAACUCUAAGACUGAUGAUUUAACUACUGGUAUCGUCGAGACAACUACUGAGAUUGGAGAUACUAUGGCGGAAGUCGGAGAAACUGCUGCAGAAGAUGGAAAAACGGAUACGGAAAUUGGAGAAGCAGCCGCGGAAGUUGGAGAGACGAACACGGAAAGUGGAGAAGCAGCCACGGAAGUUGUAGAACCAGCUGUUGAAGUUAAAGAAACGACUGCAGAAGCUGAAGAACAAAAUAUCGGUGAUAAACAUGCUAAAGAUGUUGAAAAAACAGAAACUGAAGUAAAGACAGCAGUCGAGUCACCGGAGGUUGAGAGUGAGAAACAAAAAGAGGCAGUCGUUGCUGAUGAGAAGGUUGAAAAACCUGAAGAGGACAAGGAUGGUACGGCUAAAGAUCAACCAGAAGUUGUAGCUAAGGCAGAGCCAGCUCGCAAAGACAUGAGCAGUGAAGACGAGAAGGACAAAAAAAAAUCACGGAGAUCUCAGUCUUCGGAUUCAAACGAUGACAAGCCUAAGUCUAAGGUAAAGAGGAUGCGAAGGACUAGUCGCAGGAAGCACCGCGACAAGUAUCAAGACUCGUCAAAUUCCGAUACGCCGGAGUCUGAUGACGACCAAGUGAGAAAGAGCGACAAAGAGGAGGAGGGAAUAAAGCUGGAAGUUACUCCGGAGAAGUCACCGUUCGCACAAGAAGCCACUGAAGCUACUGAUCGUUCUCCCGAGACGGAAAUUGUUUUGUCACAUCAGAAUGACAGCAUCGCUGAGAUCGAUGCCGAGGUACACAAUAAUACUAAAGAGCCCAGUACUCCUCCGCUUGAAAAAUCCGAAGCUGCCGCUGUGAUCCCGGCUUCAACCAAACCCAACAAAGUCAAUUUAAAAAGAUCAUUCUCACGAGUUACGGCAGAAAAACCGGAAAAACCAGAGGUCGAUGGUAAUGACGCCAGUCACAAUAAAGAGAACCAUGUAAGCAGUGGUCAAGUUGAAGCAUCUGUCAUUCCAAAAAGACGUCGCUGGGGUACACUGAGUACUGACACGGCACCAACACUCGCGAUUUCAACAGAUUCCCUUAAGGCUUUGGUACCUGGAGCUAAACCCUUGUCUAUGAGCGAGGUUCGCUUGUCCAAAGAUGACGAUGAGGAUCGUGAUCGACGCAGAGAAAAGGAGAAGCGUCACAGCGCGAAUGAGGGACCGAUGGAAAAGCCGAAGGAAGAUGGAGAAGCUACGAAAUUAGAAGUUACUAAAUCUGAUAAUCAUAUAGCUGCAAGACGAAAAAUUUCAAUUGUAAAAGAUAUACCACCAAAAUCACCUAGUCCAUUACCUGCACAGCCAACAAGUGUACUAUUGAUUAAAAAUUUAGUGCGACCGUUUACUUUAAAUCAAAUAAAAGAAUUAUUAUCACGUACUGGAAGUAUUGUCGAAAAUGGUUUUUGGAUGGAUAGAAUUAAGUCGAAAUGUUUUGUAGAGUACUCGAAUGAAGAUCAAGCUUUUGAAACCAGACAAGCACUUCAUGGCAUUUCCUGGCCGCUAUCAAACCCAAAGAAGCUCCAAGUUGAAUACGCGACGAAAGAGGAAAUGGAGCAGGCGCGCGAGUCAUCGAAAGACCAAGUGCCCUUACGGAAAACCGAGCCCAUGACAGCAGCAGACGCUUGGCAGCAGGAAUGGGGUCGCGAUGAGAAAACAAAUUCAACGACCAAGGUGACGGUAGUGAGAGAAUGGGACCUGGGUAAAGAAGACGGCCACCAUCUGAUGAAGGAAAAAGACCGGGAAAAAAAAGAAAUGGAAAAGAAAAGACGGCAGAGAAGUCGCAGUCCAGUAGCUAAUCAACACUUGCCACCACCGGCGAGGAAGUUUAAGAAGAAAGAAGAUGAGCCGCCGCCAGCUAAACUUCUCGACGACCUUUUUAGGAAGACCAAGGCUACACCGUGCAUAUAUUGGCUACCGCUCACUAAUGAGCAGAUUGUUGUUAAAGAAGAAAUGCGACGGCAACAUAUGGCUGAGCACGCGCGUAGAUUGGAGGAGAUGAGACGCGCGGAAAGAAAUCGCGAUAAUCGCCGACGACGAAGUCCAAGAAAAUAAAUAUACACCCUUCCUUAUCUUGACUCUUUCCUCUCUUCAGUCUAACUCUAUCUUCUUACUUUCGUUUCAUCGACAUUUUGCUAAUUUGUCCUAGACACCAUCAAUGCGCGCUUCAAAAAUUUAUUAAUAAAAGCUUUUUUUUUUUUUUAACAUUUUUCACUAACGCGAAUCAAGUGAAUCCCUGCCUUAAUUUCUCUAAAAAAUAACACCUAUAAUUAUUUGAAUUUAAAUAAUUAACCGCUUACACUUUUCAUUAAACAAUUAAUCGUCCGUGCAAUAAAAAAUUUACAAUUCCCGUUAACUGUUUCCUUAUUCUGGAUGAUGUUAUUUUUAAAGUCAGCGGGAAAUUUAAUUACAAGAUGGGGAAAAGGAAAACACCUGAUGUGUGCAUGUCUGAUAUUUAAAAAAACAAUAUAAUCCUGAACGCUCCUGAAUUAAUAUCCUGUCCUGGAGUUUCUCUAGCAUUAAAACGUGAUUCUUACAGGUUCACAAACGAUCAUUGAAUUCACCUGAAUCGGGCCGGUAAUUAUGUGAUUGAUUCAAAUCUAUACGAUAAUUCGCAAUGGUAUGCGGAUAUGCAGAUAUUGAUUUUGGCGAUUCUCGUCAUUAACGUCAGGACACAACGUGGGACUUUGUAUUAGCAAAUAAUAUAGCAGUCGAUAAAUAUAUUAAAGUAUAUUUAUAUCGAAACAAUGUUUCUUGCUAUAAAUAAUAAUAUAAUUUUGAAAAAAUUAA